Populus trichocarpa (black cottonwood) is the source of this 2311-nucleotide messenger RNA. RefSeq lists its product as uncharacterized. Gene Ontology annotation, molecular function: DNA binding. The coding region runs from base 1 to 1710 and encodes 569 amino acids. The transcript has 3 exons. Lineage: Eukaryota; Viridiplantae; Streptophyta; Magnoliopsida; Malpighiales; Salicaceae. The record is from RefSeq and is a predicted model, not a curated record.
AUGAUAUCUUAUAAAUUAUGCCAGGUCCUUAAAAUGUCUUCACAUGAUGGUAGUACUCCAAGUAGUGAUCCUUCAACGGCCCAAUCAUCUCAACCUUCAAUUUCCAUGUCAAGUGGUAGUAGAGGAAGAACAGAUUUGGCAUGGGGUCAUUGUAGAGAAGCUCCUGAACUUAGUGUUGGAUGUAAAAAAACUAAAUUAGUAUGUUUAUAUUGUGCUAAAGUAUUUGCGGGUGGUGGCAUUAAUCGAUUUAAGCAACACUUAGCUGGAGCUAAAGGAGAAGUUGAACAAUGUCGCAAAUGUCCUCCUGAUGUUCGACAUCAAAUGCUUUUGAACCUUAAAGGAAAUGUUGAAACAAAAAAAAGAGUUAGAGAAAUGCAAGCAGAUUUCAAUCCAUUUAAUGCACAACAAAGAGAGCAUGAAGAGAUGAUGAUUAGGCAAUUAGAAGAUGAUGGUGAUGAUGAUGAGGAGGAGGAGGAUGAUGAGGAUGUCAAUACUAAAAAACAUAUGUUACCACCGAAGGUUGCAAAAAAGAAAAAGAUUCAAAGCACCAGCACUGUAAAACAAUCAACUACAAGUUAUGGAAAGCAGAAGAAAUCUGCAACAUUAGGGACAUAUUUCAUGCCGAGAACAACUCCUGGUGCUCAAAAGUCUCUUCAGAAUUGUUGGCAAAGGAAAGAAGCAGUUGAACGGUGUGAUCUUGCUUUAGCAAAGUGGAUGUUUGAUGCAUGUGUGCCAUUUAAUGCUGUUAACUCUGUGUAUUAUCAGCAUGCCAUAGAUGCUGUAACAGCCAUGGGUCCUGGUUAUAAAGGACCAAACUUGCAUGCUAUCCGUGGUUAUUACUUGGCAAAAGCGGUUGAUGAAGUGAAGAUUUAUGUUGAGAGUUAUCGAGAGAUUUGGAAGAAGACUGGUUGCACAUUAAUGGCUGAUGGAUGGACUGAUCAGAAGAGGAGGACUUUAAUUAACUUCUUAGUAUAUUGUCCUAAAGGAACAGUUUUUUUGAAAACUGUGGAUGUAUCAGAUGUCUCAAAGACUGCUAGAUUGUUGUAUCAGUUGUUUAGAGAGGUUGUUUUAUAUGUUGGGGUAGAAAACAUUGUGCAUAUGGUGACUGAUAAUGCUGCAAAUUAUGUUGCUGCUGGCAGGUUAUUGAUGGAAGAAUUUCCUUCAAUAUUGUGGUCUCCUUGUGCUGCUCAUUGCAUCAACCUCAUACUCCAGGACAUUGGUAAAUUGCAGUCAGUUUGUUGUGUUGUUGAGCAUGCUUCUGGUAUCACAAAGUACAUUUAUAAUCAUUGUUAUCCAUUGUAUUUGAUGAGGAAGUUCACUGGAGGAAAAGAAAUACUUCGUCCAGCUCCUACUCGUUUUGCCACCAAUUUCAUUGCAUUGCAAAGCAUUUUAGCUCAUAAAGAUGAGUUGAGAGCUAUGGUGACAUCUAGGGAAUGGGUCUCAUCUGCUUAUGCUAAAGAUAUCAAAGGAAAAAAGUUUGUUGACAGUGUGCUAGACUCUUUGUUUUGGGAAGAAUGUGUAAUAAUUGUGCGAAUGAGUGAACCUUUAGUUCGAGUUCUACGAUUGGUUGAUGGUGAUGAUAGACCUUCGAUGGGAUAUUUGUAUGAUGCUAUUCAUCAUGCAAAAGAAGAAAUGAUGAGGAGAUUUCAAAAGAGAAAGCCUAGAGUGAAACCUUUCAUAGACAUUAUCAAUAAUCGGUGGGAUAGAUAAUUUUAUAGAAAUCUUUUUGCAGCGGCAUUUUGGUUGAAUCCUCGAUUUCAAUAUGAUGCAAAUAUAAUGGAUAAACAUAUGGGCACCAUUUCUGGACUUCUAGAUGUUCUUGAGAAGUAUGCACAUGGAAAUCUACCAUUGCAAAGUAAGAUUACAAGUGAGAUGAAGUUUUUUAGGAAUGCUGAACAUGACUUUGGCCGAGCGUCUGCAAUAAAUAAUCGCACCCUUAUGCCUCCAGAUGAAUGGUGGAUGACAUAUGGAACCAGCGCUCCAAAUCUACAACAAUUGGCUAUACGAGUGUUAAGUCAAACUUGUAGUUCUUCGGGAUGUGAGAGAAAUUGGAGUAUGUUUGAACAUAUUCAUUCCAAGAAGAGAAAUAGAUUGGAGCACCAAAGGCUUAAUGACCUUGUUUACGUCCACUGCAAUCUAAGAUUGAAGCAAAAGAAUUAUUGGAAAGGAAGAAAUUAUGAUCCAAUUAAUGUUGAGACAAUUUUUGACAUUGAAAAUUGGGUAGUCGAAGAUGACCCAUCAAUCUUGACAACGGAAGAAGUAGAGAGUUUUCACCAAGCUCUAUCAACUAUGACCAUACAAGAUACUUUAG